Molecule: messenger RNA, 357 nt
Organism: Symbiodinium necroappetens
Lineage: Eukaryota; Dinophyceae; Suessiales; Symbiodiniaceae
Source: the annotation of a GenBank genome assembly
AUGCUCAUUUGCCCUACCAGUAUCAGCCUCGCGAGCUUUAAGGCUGAAUCUGUAGCACCCUGUCAAGUGGUCCUGCCGCAACUGCCUUGUCCCAAUCGGCCACGGCAUUUCCCACAGAGCCCAGGUGUGGAUUGGCGGUUCGGCAGUUUUCGCGGCCAUGGCAAUCUUCCUUCCGAUCGGACCCUUGGACAAGUUCAUCCACGCGCGAGUCGACACUUUCUUGCUUUGCUACGAUGCCGGCAAGGGAUCGGACUUGGUGUUCUGGCAGAACGUGCUACAGGUCUUGGUAAAUUUCCCUUUAUUGGCCGCCAACUGGCUGGCCGUGGAGGCUUCUGGCUGCAAGGGUGCACAAGAUGA